AUGGGGCUUUUUGAUAAGCUUGCAGGGUGGCUGGGCCUGAAGAAGAAGGAAGUGAACGUGCUGUGUUUAGGUCUGGACAACAGUGAAACUACCAUCAUCAACCAGCUAAAGCCGUCCAAUGCUCAGGCUCAAGACAUUGUCCCAACUAUAGGUUUCAGCAUAGAAAAGUUUAAGACCUCAAGUCUUUCUUUCACAGUGUUCGACAUGUCAGGGCAGGGCAGAUAUAGAAAUCUGUGGGAGCACUAUUACAAGGAGGGUCAGGCCGUCAUAUUUGUGAUUGACAGUGGUGAUAAACUAAGAAUGGUGGUGGCAAAAGAAGAAUUGGAUACCCUUUUGAAUCACCCUGAUAUUAAACACAGAAGGAUACCUAUACUCUUCUUUGCCAACAAGAUGGACCUCAGAGAUGCACUGUCUGCAGUAAAGGUCUCCCAGCUCUUGUGUCUGGAAAGCAUUAAGGACAAACCAUGGCAUAUCUGUGCAAGUGAUGCAGUGAAAGGCGAAGGUCUUCAGGAGGGUGUAGACUGGCUGCAAGAUCAAAUCAGAGCAAUGAAAACGUAAAACCCUCCUGAGAUAUAAACAGUCAAGGUCACCAGCUGCAAUGGCGGAGCCAGACAAAACAGAUCUUCACCUUUUGUGCUGAUGUUAAAAUCAAUUAGGUUGGUAGUGUAAUAAUUUGGCUUUGAUUAUGGCCCUGUUUGCACUAGGUAUAUGAACAUCUGUCUCAGUUGAUCUGAUCACAAGUGGUCAGUCGAGACUUUUAUUGUUAAACGUUAUUCUGACAGUUGUUUUCUUUUAAAGCUACACCUAACUAGUGAAGUUUAACCUAUUAGCCCAAUAAUUGAUUGACAGAUUCCCUGUUAUCCAGGAAGUAUAAGAUGAGUAAGAUCAAAAACAUUUCACCACUGUUGAUCACCUGAGCUAUUAUGCUAAUAUCAGGUGUAAAUUUGUCUGUGACAGUGCAUCUAGUAUUUGAUCAUUGCACCUUCUGUCUUGAUGAAUACAUACACUACACUUCUCUCUUGAUGAAUUACACUACACUUCUUGGCUGCCAAUGCUGUAAAGUAGUUCUGUUGAGAAACUCACUGUAACAGGUUUCUCAGACAGCAGAGCACAAUGGCUAAUAUUUAAUAUCUUAGCUAUGUUUUUGAAUAGAUAGAAAACAUUCCCGGUCAGUGUUUAUUCCAUUGCUUUGGAAUGUAAAAUUGGUCAAAGCUUGUUACUGUAGUGAUAUACAGUAGUGCUGUUUAGUCACUAUUUUGCUAUGAUUUACUUUUCCAUGCAUUGUAUGCAUGUUGCCUCUGAACAGUAUGAUAAUGAGAAAUUAUGACACCUCAAACGGUCACAAAGGAAACGUUCCUCUUUGUUCUGGAGUUAUUUAUUUUUCAUAAACAUUUUGUUUUAAAAGCAUAUGUAAAGGAAAUGUUGCUGCAUUUUUGUCUCGUGUUUUGUCUAGACAAAGUACAUUUUCACAUAUUAACAUAUUUUCUAAACAAAACAUUUUGCUGUUUUAUUCAUUAAUAAGGGAUCUUGUAAUAGAAUGUUUAAAGAAUAAACAAAAUUUGGGGCUUA
Messenger RNA from Onychostoma macrolepis, 1569 nucleotides. It is a transcript of the gene arl6, whose product is annotated as ADP-ribosylation factor-like 6. Gene Ontology annotation, cellular component: cytoplasm; axoneme. Gene Ontology annotation, biological process: vesicle-mediated transport; cilium assembly; intracellular protein transport. The record is from RefSeq and is a predicted model, not a curated record. Gene Ontology annotation, molecular function: GTP binding; GTPase activity. NCBI's taxonomy places the organism in Eukaryota, Metazoa, Chordata, Actinopteri, Cypriniformes, Cyprinidae.